This is a messenger RNA of Cutaneotrichosporon oleaginosum, 1452 nucleotides long. RefSeq lists its product as uncharacterized. The record is from RefSeq and is a predicted model, not a curated record. Lineage: Eukaryota; Fungi; Basidiomycota; Tremellomycetes; Trichosporonales; Trichosporonaceae.
AUGACCAAGCUCAAAGUCACAAUCCAAGUGGACGACGGCCCGGUGCGCCACAUGGAGGAAACCAACCUCCUUGGCCCCAACACCGUCUGGUCAAUGCACCUGCGCACUUUCCCCACCACCACAGACCCCAACUUUACUGCGCUGGCUAAGAACUGGGCUCUCAACGCCAUCGUGCGCGUGCGCAUUCUUCUUGAGGCGCUCGACUGGAACGUGCUUCAAAGCCGCCUUAACAAUGAUCCGACAGCCUAUUACCACGACCCCACCCUAAUCAGCACCAUGUCGUCGGUACAUGCAGCCUCCCUCUUACUUCUGGAGAAGGUGGGGGGCAGGAUGGACGAACUCGAUGACAUUUUUGCCGCGGGAGAGACGCAGGUCGCGGCGGAAAAGCCGAGCCAUUCCAUUCCCCAGAUGACCCAGGCUGUUGCUUCGACUUCCAAUGCCCUCAGCCGGCCAGUCUUGUCAAACUCAGAGCCCCUGCCACAGUCCCAGUUCUCUCAGCUCAAAUUUGCUCACCGCAACACCCCGCACCGAUUUCGACCUAUUGCACCACAGAUUGGUCCCACUCGCAGCAGUCCCACACAAAAGCCCUCUAUCCCGAUUAGCCAGGAGGUUUCGGCCGCACCGUGUCCCAGCCCCUCGACCUUGGAGCUAGAUGCAGACGGCGAGACAGUUGAACCUGAGUCGCCCGAGGCAGGUGGCGUAUCCGAGUGCGAGGUAGGUGUCCAUCCAAACCCGCUGACGCAGAUUCGCGAACUCCGCAAGACCCUUGAGAAGAGCCUCUUCCGUGAAGCAGUCUUGCAGCAACAGCUAGAGUUUGCCCGCAACGCCAACGCCGACAUCACACGCGAUUAUGUAGACGCCACCCAGCGCGAGCUCGCCCUAAGCAAGGAGCUCAAACUGGCAGGCCGGCAGAAGUCUCAAGCCGAGCUGGAGCUGCGGAUGGUCAAGACGCGUCUCACGAGAAUUCUCCACGACAACGACAUUCUACAGGAGCUUCUCUCCGAUGGCACGGACGUUAUUGAAGAGCUCGAAAAACAGCACGUCUCCGAGCUUGAAAGCGUUGCAGAAGGGGUGUCUGUCCAGACCGUGAAGAAGGCGCGUCUUCCGUGGCUCGAGGAGGACAAGAACCACUUCCUCAACUCAGUUUACGAACUGCUCGGCUCACCUUCAAUUGAAGUCCUUCAGAUGCACGACCGCAUCAAACCUCGUGCCCAAGGAGAAGGUCAAACCCAAGGCCCGUUCAGCCCAUCUAAAGACUUGGAGAGGCUCAACGGGCGGAAAGUGAUGGACACGUUCACCUUUCCCCCUCGCUCUGACCGCCAAGUUGUGUGCAAUGAGGCAUCUCUCAGCACCAACUGCACUCGCAGGAUGUCUUUCAGCACUGCAGACAAGGUCGACUGCAGUGAGCCCGCAUACAGAGACGAGUCCCCCUCCCCCUCCCCUGAGCGCUAG